UUGCUCUUCUUAGGAUUUUGCGUUCUACUCGGUAAGGAGCUGCCCUCGUCGAGGUUGAAGAAUGUCAAGUGGUGCUCUUGUGGCUCUUGUGUUUCCCUAACCAGUGUGCGAGAAAACUUCUGUUGUCGAGAGGCCCUAGAGGGAGAAAUCUUGCUGGUAAACUUGAGGGUCGAGAGAAAGAAGAAUACUUCAAGUCUUGCUGGUGAACCUGAGGGUGCAUGCUGUACUGCGCCUACCGCGCUUUUGAAGCCUGGUGUUACGGACAUUGGGGUUUGGAAAGAGGGGUUUGGAAAGAGAUUCGAGCUCUCAGCUUGCGUAAGGGGAGCUAUAAUAAUUGCUUCCCCGUCAUCCUUCACAGGACGUGGCGAUUACAUUAGUGUUGUAGGACGCGACCGGAGAAAGUGUGGAGUUGGAAGAUGGUUGUUUGUAGUGAUUGUAGCAUGA
Molecule: messenger RNA, 444 nt
Organism: Cooperia oncophora
Lineage: Eukaryota; Metazoa; Nematoda; Chromadorea; Rhabditida; Trichostrongylidae
Source: the annotation of a GenBank genome assembly